Molecule: messenger RNA, 2808 nt
Organism: Dromiciops gliroides (monito del monte)
Lineage: Eukaryota; Metazoa; Chordata; Mammalia; Microbiotheria; Microbiotheriidae
Product: sialic acid-binding Ig-like lectin 13
Exons: 8
Coding region: 70-1428 (452 amino acids)
Source: RefSeq, a predicted model, not a curated record
CCAGAGGGAGCCUUGGUGUUGGGACAGUGACACCGUGCCCCCAGAACCUGACUCUCUGCUGCCCCAGAGAUGCUGCUGCUGCUGCUGCUGCUGCUCUGGGAGGGGUCCUCGUCCCAGACACUGGAUGUGCAGGCCCGGGUGAGUGUGCAGGAGGGGCUGUGUGCCCGAGUCCCCUGCACCUUCUACUACCCCUCACGCUUUAACAGCAAGCCAGUUUAUGGCUAUUGGUUCAGAGUAAGGACUAAUGUUUACCAUGAUACUCUCGUGGCCACAAAUCAUCCAUCUCAGAUUCUGAAGGAGCAAGUCCGGGGGAGAUUCCAUCUCCUUGGGGAUCCCAGGAUGAACAACUGCUCUCUGAGCAUCACAGAUGCCCAGUUCUCAGACAGUGGCAGAUACUACUUCUGGGUUGAAAAUGGAAAGGAAAAAUACAGUUACACACGGAAGCCACUUUCUGUGACUGUGACAGACUUGAUCCAGAAGCCAGACAUGGAUGUUCCAGCGGUGCUAGAGUCAGGGAAAUCAGUGACUCUGAAGUGCGCAUUUCCCUCGUCCUGUGGGGGAAGUAGCACCUUCAAGUUCUCCUGGAAGGGGGCUGCCCUCUCCUCCCAGCCAGAAACCUCUGGGACCUCCUACUCUUCAGAGGUUUCCUUCAUCCCUGGGCACCAGCAUCAUGGCACCAGCCUCACCUGUCAGGUGACCUUGCCUGGAGGCCAUUUGAGCCCAGAGAGAACCAUCCAGCUCAAUGUGUCCUAUGCUGUGCAGAGUGUGACCAUCACCAUCUCCCAGGACAACAGGACAACAGUUUGGGUCCCAGGAAAGAGCUCACCUCUUGUGAUACAGGAGGGAGGGUCACUUCACCUGCUCUGUGCUGCCCACAGCAAUCCCCCAGCUACACUGACCUGGAUGCUGGGGGACCAGACCCUGGCCUCUUCCCAGUCCUCAGAUGAUGGAGCCCUGUCCCUGGAUCUGCCCUACCUGGGGCCAGCAGAUGGAGGGGUAUUGACCUGCCAUGCCCAGCAUCCUCUAGGCUCUAAGCAGGUGUCCUUGAACUUCUCUGUACAGUAUAAUAGCACUCUGUCUCAAGUGCCCCAAAAAGGUAUGAUCGUUGGUGUCGUCUUUGGAGCUGGUGUCUCAAGUCUGCUAGCCCCCUGCCUCCUUCUCCUUCUAGUAAAGAUGCUCAGGAAGAAGUCAGUGGCGGCAGCAGGAGAAUCCAGGGGGCAAGUGGAGGAUCCCAAGAGACCAUCCUGGGGGAACCAGUCCCUGCAUCCCAUUUCAGCAGCUGAAGACGCAGCCCCAACCCCAGACGCUCCAGAGGAUGCACUAGAUGAGUUGCAUUAUUCCUGCCUCAGCUUCCAAGGAGUGAAAGCAAGAGAAGACCAUGGACCCACAGACUCCCUCACUGAGUACUCAGAGAUUAAGUUCCCCUGAGCAACUGGUGAGGGCUCAGCCUUGGUUCUACAUUGGAUGGUUUGCAAGUCAGUCCCUCCCUUCCAUUAUCAUUCAUUCCACCAACAUUUAUUAGACACCUUCUUCAAACAGAUUUGGAGAAGACACAGUCUCCAGACUUAUGGGAUUUUCAGUCUAGUAAAGGGAUAAAUCACAAGCCCAGUGUAGUAGCUCUUCCCCCAAAGUUACCCUUCCCUUCCCAUGUUGGGAUCCCCUGAGAGUCACUUUUAUGGGCCACUGUAUCUCUAAUGCUGUAGCUCCUGAGCCCCCAUCAGUGAGCUUCUGAAUAGCAUCCCUCAUACAAACCUGAGACCCACUUUCCCACCAAUGCACACAGUGUAUUUCUGUAUGGGGGGAGAGACUGAGCACAGACUUUUAGUAAAUGAUAAUGAUGCACUUGUACAGGGAACACAUGUGAUCAAGACAACUUACCACUCUGGGACUGCAGGACCUCAGUAACUUGUCUUUCCUGAAUGUCCUUAUGAACUUCACUGAUGAGUGUGGUGUCUGUGAUAGACUGGUAGCCCUGUGCAAUGCUAGUCCAAUCCACUGCUAGGCUGGGUCACCCUACCACUGAGCUGGGUUAACUCCUCACAGGGCAGAGCAUCUCACCUGGAUGGGUCAGUCCAUUGGGCUCACUUGGCUGAGCAUCUUUUCUGUUCCUUUGCUACACUGGGCUGGCUCCAUCACUAGAGCCACAGUCUCCAGAAUAUCCCAUGUCAUUCUAUGCACUGGGGGAGACAAGAGACACAAAGGCCCUGCCCCCUGCAGCUUCCAGUCUAGCAAGGAGAUAAGACACAGACUCAAUGGAUGCUAAUAUGCCAUUAGAUAUAAAAGUAUCAGAGAGAAACAGAAGAAAGUGCUGAGUAAGUCCAGUAGUAAGGUCAUUUAUCAAAUAUUUUUGCUUAAUAUUUCCUAAAGUACCUACUAUGAAGGCCUUAGCUUAGUGCUUGAGCCUUUGCAACCUCACUUCAGUCAUACUGAAUCUGCAGAAAGAAACAGCAUCACAGAUUUAGACACGUAUCAGACCCUUGAGGUUAUGGAGCCCAGCCCCCUCAUUUUAUAAAUAAGGAAACUGAAGCCAAGAGAGAUUAAGUGACUUGCUCAAGGCAUAUCCAUAUGCAAUAGAUAUCUGAGGAAAUAUCAAACCUAGGUGUUCCUGAAAGUGAGUCCAGAAUUUUAUCCUCCAUACGGCACUGCACAAAAUAACAGGACCAGGAUGGGUUAAAGCUAGAAUUCAAAUUCCCACUUACCAGUGCAUUUUUCUUUCUUUCUUUCUUUCUUUCUUUCUUUCUUUCUUUCUUUCUUUCUUUCUUUCUUUCUUUCUUUCUUUCUUUCUUUCUUUCUUUCUUUCUUUCUUUC